AUGACCGUUGGGAAGACUGUCCAUUGCCUGUCGCUGGUGCACGAGGCUACAUCUUCACCUGUUGAACAGCCAAGAACCUGCGCGAAGCUGUGGUGUCCAGCGGCCAAGCACAGCUCUCACAAUAGGUUUUUAUGUCAGGCUUUUCCUGAUCCGGAGCUAUACACGCCAAUACCAGAGAGAAACGGAGAAGACCCAAAAGACGCUCGGGGGAAACAAGAUGAAGAAGAGACCAAGGCACCAGCAAAGCCAUCCUAUGGUAUUCAGGGCAGCUGGGACGAUUUUAGAGCUCCGGACUGCGUUAAUAGUGACGGAACCAACGCGAACGAUGGCAAAGGCUGCAUGCUGCAUCCAGCGAGGGAUUACGCUAGUGAAAACCAACUUGGAAACCAUGUUUGCCUUAUUGGAGAAUGCCGACGCGGCGUCUGUGUAUCACGGGUGUUUGCUACGUGCGCAUCAAUCUGA
Molecule: messenger RNA, 462 nt
Organism: Dermacentor andersoni
Lineage: Eukaryota; Metazoa; Arthropoda; Arachnida; Ixodida; Ixodidae
Source: RefSeq, a predicted model, not a curated record